This is a messenger RNA of [Torrubiella] hemipterigena, 1674 nucleotides long. The record is from the annotation of a GenBank genome assembly. Lineage: Eukaryota; Fungi; Ascomycota; Sordariomycetes; Hypocreales; Clavicipitaceae.
AUGCCGGACGAAACUAGCCCGCUGCUGCCCGGCGGCGAUGCUUCCACCGCCGAAGAUCGCCGUCAGCAGCCCAAGGUCCGAAACUCUCGUCUUCGCGAGCUGUUCUUCUUCACAUGGGCCCUCUUGGCUACUGCUGGAUUUAUCAUCAUUGCUGUAUGGUUCCAACAUACCGAGCAGACCGUUCCUCCCGCUCAGCCAGAGUCGCCGCCCAGCAAGAGAAACCUUGUCUUUAUGGUCUCUGACGGCAUGGGCCCAGCCUCUCUAGCUCUCACCCGCAACUACCGCCAGCGAACGCAGGGCCUCGAUAUCAGCGACACUUUGACUCUCGAUAAGCACUUUUGGGGAAGCAGCCGAACCCGCUCCGACAACUCUCUAGUCACCGACUCGGCUGCCGGCGCCACGGCCUUUUCCUGCGCCCAUAAGAGCUACAAUGGCGCCAUUUCGGUGCUUCCCGACCACACAGCAUGCGGCUCCGUCAUGGAAGCGGCGAAACGAGCAGGAUAUACCACCGGUCUGGUCGUUACUACUGAUAUUACGGAUGCUACACCCGCGUGCUUUGCCAGCCACGCCUUGCGUCGCGACAUGCAAGACCUCAUUGCCCUUCAAGAGAUUGGCGACAGUGUUCUUGGCCGUUCUGUGGAUCUCAUGCUUGGUGGUGGCCGCUGCCACUUUUUGCCCAACUCUACCGAGGGUGGCUGCCGUCUGGAUAACAUUGACGUGACGAAGCGUGCGCAAAAGAAGCAUGGCUGGAACUACAUCGAUAGCCGCAAGGGCUUUGACGCACUGAAGGGAGGGAACAAUGUCCAACUGCCUCUUCUUGGCCUCUUUGCCCCCAACGAUAUCCCCUUUGAGAUCGAUCGCCGCAACAUGAAUGACAUUUACCCCAGCUUGAGCGAAAUGGCUACUUCUGCUCUCCGCGCGCUGGAAAAGGCGACGUCGGAUUCCGAUCAGGGCUUCUUCCUUAUGAUUGAAGGCAGCCGCAUCGACCAUGCAGGCCAUUUCAACGACCCUGCUGCACAGGUGCACGAAGUUAUUGAAUACGACCAUACCUUCCAGGCUGUGCUGGACUUUAUUGCGCAAUCCGAGACGGAAACCGUUCUUGUGGCCACCAGCGACCACGAGACGGGCGGCUUGGCCACGGCGAUUCAGGAACCAGGCCAUCUUCCAGUCUAUGAUUGGUAUCCCCAGGUGCUCCAUCGCGCCAAUGCCUCUUGCGAGCUUCUCGCCGCCAAGCUCCAGCAGCACGUCGCUGCCAACUGGGGCGAAGAAGGUAGACUCAAGACGUGGAUCAACAAGAACCUCAUCAUUCCGGGACUUGGAUUCACUGACGCAACAGACUCUGAACUCACCUUGCUCGCACGCGAUACCGUCUCUGCGCGUGACACUCUUGCCGCCAUGAUUUCCCGCCGUGCCCACAUUGGUUGGAGCACGCACGGCCACACGGCGGUUGACGUCAACAUUUACAGCUCCGGAGGUCCCGGAACCGAUACCAUUCGCGGCAAUGUCGAAAACACAGACGUUGGCAAAUUCUUGCGAUCGUAUCUCGAUGUGGAUGUCGAGCCCAUUACCAAGGAGCUGCGCGAAAAGGGCCAGGACAUUGGUGCCGGACUCGCCGCCGUUAAGGUUGCCGGCAUUGCUGGUGGUCAAGGAUACCACGCUGCAGAGGAAGCGUAG